AUGCGUAGAACAACGCGCUACGCUCUUGCCGCUCUGCCGGUCCUCGCGGCAGCACAGUCCUCCGAGACAAGCGGCGAGACUAUCCCCAUCACCAUCAACGGCUAUGUGACGAGCGUUGUGCUCCCCGCCUGGGUCGGCCAGGCCACGCCCACGGCGCCACUCACUGUAUCGGAGCUCCCACUCAGCGAGGUGUCGAGCAUGAUUUCCAGUGCCAUUUCCAGCGUGCAGGCUCAGUCGGGAUAUUUUACCACUACUGUAUACGGCGGUACAACCACAGCAACGUACACUCCUUCUUCUGUCUCUGCUUCUUCUGAAUCAAACACUGGAAGCACGCCGUCUUCUAUCAGCGGCACCAUCGUCCCCGUUGAAACUCCCGGGUAUCCAUCUGGUGCUUCGUCAGAAUCAUUCACCACUACGCCUUCAACGCAGGCGCCUAUUCCUACAUCAUUAUCGACAACUGGCAGCGAGGUGCCUGCUUCUUCUUCUGCUCCUGCCGAUUCUUCUGCAUCCGCUGCUUCUGCCCCCCCUCCUUCUUCUUCUUCCUCCGCUGAAUCACCUUCGUCCGUGGUAUCAGCAACUCCCAGCAGCAACAGCAACAGCAACAGCGACACCGCUACGCCCACAACAUUCCUUCCGAUCCCCGUGACGGCCUUGUCGUCUGCGAGCAGCGCUAUUUCGAGCGAAGCCAGCCAAGUCUCCAGUGACAUCAGCUCAGCCACAUCUGCAGUCGCGUCGGGCGUGACGUCUGCUGCAUCGGCCGCUUCAUCCGCCGUGUCAUCUGGUCUUUCGUCCGCUUCGUCCGUCGUAUCCUCUGGUGCUUCUUCUGCGUCUGCAGCUGCGUCUUCUGAUAUUUCGUCUGCUUCAUCUGCCGUCUCUUCCGGCGCAUCCUCCGCUUCUUCUGCCUUGUCGUCCGGCCUCUCCUCUGCUUCCGCCGCCGUCUCGUCGGGCGCUUCCUCUGCAUCAUCCGCAUCAUCCAGUCUGUCCUCUGGCCUAUCCAGCGCGUCCGCCGCCGCUUCUUCCUCUCUCGGAGCCGCGUCGUCUUCUCUCGCCGCUGCGCGCAGCACUUUAUCCACCGCCACUCGCUCAUCUUCCUCUUCAUCCUCCUCGUCUCCUUCCUCCUCCUCUUCGUCCUCUUCUUCCCCCUCUUCCUCAUCUUCAUCGUCGUCACCAGGCACAGGCACACCUACGACAUCCAGCGGAUCCAGUUCCACGACGACCGUCCCGCCAAACACGUCUACGAAUGCUGCCGCUGCCGCUGCUAUUGGCGGUUGGCUCGGCGCACGGCAAGGCGGAAACAUGCUCGCUCUCAGCGCAGUCUAUGUUAUUGUCGUCGGGAUGAUUGCCGGCGGUGGACUCUUUGCUCUUUGA
Messenger RNA from Xylona heveae TC161, 1368 nucleotides. RefSeq lists its product as hypothetical. The transcript has 2 exons. The record is from RefSeq and is a predicted model, not a curated record. The coding region runs from base 1 to 1368 and encodes 455 amino acids. NCBI's taxonomy places the organism in Eukaryota, Fungi, Ascomycota, Xylonomycetes, Xylonales, Xylonaceae.